AUGGUACCGGUACCCGUUAACGUCAAACCUGCCGAGUUCUGCAAAUUCAUCAAAAAAAUGUUACGUAUUCGAACCAAAGUAAAAAUUAACAACCAACAUAACAGUAUUAGUCUUGAAAACCCUCGAGUUUUCACAACAGGAAGCCAAAAAAAUGUUGCAGAGAAUGUAGGGCCUCAGAACACGAGGACGAUUGCGUUUCGGGGCAAUUUUGCUAUCAAAGGUGCUAUCGUUUACGAAAUCCAAAACGUGACGCAAAAACCUCAUUAUCUCGUAAUUACGUGGGCCGUCAAAGGCUGGUUGAGAUGUGGGAAAAAUUCAGUAACAUGUCAUGUGCUCAAUAAUUUGGAUGAUGAACCGCUCGAACAGUUGUAUAAACAACUACACACGCGACAAAACAGACAAUAUGUUGGAGCAAACGCUGUUCCUAUGCAUCAAUUUGCUUACCGUAUUUCUGGAGGAAUCAGCAAUGGGGCCAACGCAGAAAUAGCUAUCACACUUCAAUGA
Molecule: messenger RNA, 504 nt
Organism: Paraglomus brasilianum
Lineage: Eukaryota; Fungi; Glomeromycota; Glomeromycetes; Paraglomerales; Paraglomeraceae
Source: the annotation of a GenBank genome assembly